AUGGCAGCAGAAAGUAAAGUAGUAGAGCAUCCUAAGAAGGCCUUUGGAUGGGCAGCUAGAGAUCCUUCUGGUGUUCUCUCACCUUUCAAUUUCUCCAGAAGGGAAACAGGUGAGAAAGAUGUAGCAUUCAAGAUAUUGUAUUGUGGGAUAUGUCACUCUGAUCUUCAUAUGGCCAAAAAUGAAUGGGGAACUUCCAUCUAUCCACUUGUUCCUGGGCACGAGCUUGUGGGUGUAGUAACUGAGGUUGGAAGCAAAGUAGAUAAGUUCAAAGUUGGAGAUAAUGUAGGUGUGGGCUACAUGAUCGAUUCGUGCCGAUCAUGCCAAAAUUGUGAUGAUGAUCUUGAAAAUUACUGCCCCAAGUAUACAACCACAUGUGGUGGGAAAUAUCGUGAUGGAACCGUCACAUAUGGAGGUUACUCCGACUCAAUGGUUGCAGACGAGCAUUUUGUAGUCCUCAUUCCUGAUAGCUUACCUCUUGAUGUUGCUGGUCCUCUCCUAUGUGCUGGUAUCACCGUAUAUAGCCCUCUUAAAUAUUACGGACUCGACAAACCUGGUCUGCGUAUAGGCGUUGUUGGUCUCGGCGGACUCGGCCAUAUGGCUGUGAAAUUUGCCAAAGCUUUUGGUGCUAAUGUGACUGUAAUUAGUACAUCGCCUAACAAAGAAAAUGAAGCAAUAGAACACUUGGGUGCUGAUUCAUUUCUUAUAAGUCGUGACCCGAAUCAAUUGAAGGCUGCAAUGGGUACUUUGGAUGGUAUUAUUGACACAGUUUCAGCUGGUCAUCCUAUCUUACCACUGAUUGGUUUAUUGAAAUCUCAUGGAAAGCUUGUUAUGCUUGGUGUAAUAGUAAAGCCUGUAGAUCUUCCUGUAUACGCUUUACUUGGAGGGAGAAAAUUAUUAGGCGGGAGUAUGAUCGGAGGGAUAAAAGAGACACAAGAAAUGAUAGACUUUGCUGCAAAACACGAUGUGAAACCUGAUAUUGAGAUUGUUCCGAUUGAUCAUGUUAACACUGCAAUGGAGCGUCUUGCUAAAGGAGAUGUGAGAUAUCGAUUUGUGAUUGAUAUUGGAAACACAUUGAAACCAAGCUCUUGA
Molecule: messenger RNA, 1089 nt
Organism: Lathyrus sativus (Indian pea)
Lineage: Eukaryota; Viridiplantae; Streptophyta; Magnoliopsida; Fabales; Fabaceae
Source: the annotation of a GenBank genome assembly